AUGAAUGGAUCGAAGAUUAAUAACAGUCGGCCCGGUAGAACACUGUUUGGUUGCGAACAUGAGCAACAUAAAAGACGGACGCUCGGAGCGGUAGUCAUCAUCAGACACGUCCAAGGGGUCCUCCAAUUCACAACCAACUUGUGCUCGAUUGCUGGACAUCCGAAGUCCCUCGCUUCCGACGAUUCGGUGCCGCUCGAGCUGUAUAAACGGGGGAUUGCUGGCGUAACUCCCGCCCAAGGGUUACUGCUUCGGCAACCUACCUCAACUCCCGAUGUUCGGCGGGCAGAGGCCUCCGGCACAACCGACUCGAUGAAAGAAUCCCGGUCAAGCUUUUGUUACACACCCCGGAUGCAGUACAUAGGUCGUCAAACGACCGUCCAAGGCCACUGUCAUGCCACAGCUCUGCCCCCGCAACGACAUUUACAGUCUUCUGAUUAUGUACGGGUUCCGUACCAUUAA
Puccinia graminis f. sp. tritici CRL 75-36-700-3 is the source of this 459-nucleotide messenger RNA. RefSeq lists its product as uncharacterized. The record is from RefSeq and is a predicted model, not a curated record. The transcript has 2 exons. Lineage: Eukaryota; Fungi; Basidiomycota; Pucciniomycetes; Pucciniales; Pucciniaceae. Bases 1 to 459 code for a protein of 152 amino acids.